Medicago truncatula (barrel medic) is the source of this 1364-nucleotide messenger RNA. RefSeq lists its product as uncharacterized. The record is from RefSeq and is a predicted model, not a curated record. Lineage: Eukaryota; Viridiplantae; Streptophyta; Magnoliopsida; Fabales; Fabaceae. Bases 472 to 1227 code for a protein of 251 amino acids. The transcript is spliced from 3 exons.
UCUAAAGAUUCUCCCUUAUCUCUCAUGUUUCAAACAUUCACCCUUAACCAACCUCUCAUUUAAUUUUCAUCAAAUUCCAAAACCUCCACCUCUUUAUAUUGGUUUCAGCACGAGAGAAUCAUAAUCUUGUAUACUAUGUAGCAUUCAAUGAUUAUUACAAUUUUACUCUACAAAAUCAUUAGAAUUGAGCUAAAAUUUCAAACAAUUUACCUUUAUAGAAUUUCUUAAAUUUCAACAUAUAACCUUGAUAUGCAAAAUUGACAUGUUUUACAAUGGUAACAUUUCUUCAUAAUAAACAAGAUGAGAAAAAAAUCUUAGAAAAAUAACAACAAAAUUUGGAUCUUCUUGAAAGACAAAUUGUGCAUUCUGGAUUCUCCUAUAUAUACUCAAACCUUCCCUCUUUUUUCACAACUCUUUGCCACUCACACUUACUUUACAACAAAAAUUCAAAUUCAAAUUCAACAAGAAUCCAUGUUGAUCCCUCACAAACAGAAACAAUCCAUGAUUAUUCCAACAUCAUCAAUGCUUGGUCAUCAUCACACUCACAACAACUCUGUCAAACGCCGUUCACCAUCAUCAUCUUCUCCUCACCAACCAUCAUCCAAGAAGCAUUCUUUCGACGCAAGCAAUCUCACCCGUAAUGGCUUCUCCGCCAUUACACUUCCUUUCAGUCUUCGUGGUAAUGCUCUUCGCUGCUGUGUCGCUGAUCCAUGCACCUUGCCGGAUCAAGCUAUGCCGGUUAAAGGGUCGUCGACUGCUUUGCCGCCUCUGCCUCCGAUCAGGAGAUGUAUAUCUGAAGUUAUUGAUCCUUUGGAGGUUAAAGAAGCAGUUGCUUGUUAUUUGAACUCUGCUGAAAAAACCACCCCUGAAUCUGAUUCAAUGAGGCUUAAAAGGAUGAAGGAUCGGUUAAAAGAAAUGAAGAAAGUGUGGGAUGAAGUUAUGGAAGACGAGGAAGAAAAUGAAAAAGAACAAGAACAAGAAGAAGAGCCCUCUCCUGAUGCUGAAGAUGAAAAAGAUGAAAAAGAACAAGAAGAAGAGCACUCUCUUAACUCUUUUGUUGCUGAAGAUGAAAAAGUCAUAUCUCAGGAUGAAUUGGGAAAUGAUUAUGAAGAAGCUGUUAGUGUAGAGUGGGUUGAUAAGUGUUUAAGCCUUACUUUCAAGUGUCCAUGUAGCAAGGGAUAUGAGGUUCUAAUCUGUGCAAACAAUUGUUACUACAAGUUGGUGUAGAAGAAUCACUAUGAUACUAUUUGAACAUCACUUACAUUUGUUUAGUAAAUAACUUGUUACAUAACUUACAUUUAUGAUACUAUUAUCAAUCAUAGUAGCUUCUAUUCUUAUACAUCUAUAACUAUAUUCUUCAAUCA